This is a messenger RNA of Lutzomyia longipalpis, 2543 nucleotides long. RefSeq lists its product as uncharacterized. The transcript has 2 exons. The coding region runs from base 600 to 2435 and encodes 611 amino acids. NCBI's taxonomy places the organism in Eukaryota, Metazoa, Arthropoda, Insecta, Diptera, Psychodidae. The record is from RefSeq and is a predicted model, not a curated record.
UAACAUCGAAUAGACUUCUAAAUAACGGACAAAAUCGUCUGGAUAACGUAUUUUUAUUCAUGAUAUUCAUGGGAUAACGGCAUUGUAGCAAUGCGGAAGAUGUAGCCAAGAUGUUGGGGAAGAUGUAAGAAGGGAGAUGAUGAAGAAAUACUAUCUGGGAGGGCAGUGUUUCAUAACGAGAUGGUUAGUAAGUCGCUGACGCAUGCUCAGGCUCACCCACGGCACUUGUGGCUGUCGGUCAAGUGCAGAAAUCAGGCAAUCUCGUUAAACAGUGCAUCACAUCAUCAUAUUCACGUCGAUGAGAUAUGGCUGUGAGCCCUCUGCCUGUGAUGGAAGAUGAGCGCGCAAUGAAAAUCAGCGAAUCGCGCAAUUAGCGGUGCAGAAGGAAUGUUGUGUGGGAGCUGUGUUGUGGGUGCACUGGCGCUUGCAAUGCGUGCACAACUGCUGAUGUUGAAGAAAUGGGGGAGCCGCACACACACAUCAUCGUUGAAGGGCUUCGAGCCAUAGUGCUCCACCGUGGUGCCUUCAGUGGGUGUUUGGAUGCACUCCAUGGCUGAUCUCAGACAAUCUCGCGACUGCUGCAAGUGCCGUGGCGUAGAAUGAAGUUUGGCAAUUACAAUUUGGCCAGUGCGCGUACGGAAAAGUCAACACGGAGUCUCUUGCUCUUCCGCUUUAGGAAGGUCAAGAAUACAGCUAAUCAGCUCGUGGGGCGUUUUCAUCACAAAAUUGGCACCUUCCGGAAGACACGCAGUGAAUCUCCGCUCUCCUUCCGGGCUUCAUUGUUUGAUCGAACAAAUACAAAACCCGCGGAAAAAGUGGAGAAGUUCAGUCCAGCUGAUUUCCCAAAAACCCAUUUCGCCGAGGAUAAUCACUAUGUCUUUGGAAGUGACCUGAAGCGAUUAGUGCUGAAUCACAGGCUCCUUGGGAGGCGAAAUCCCAUUGCAAUGGAGCACCUGUACUCCUCAAUUGGACGCCCUGAACCGGAUGAGGAUGCAGCAUCGAAUCCUGUUAGCACUUGGCGCACAAAUCGCAGCCGUGGGAGCAAGAUCCCACAGAAUCAGAUCACCGGAGAGGCGCGAAAUGUGGAUACAAGAGCUGCUCUGGAGGCACAACAGGUGGACGAGGAGUUGGAGUAUCAGGUGUUGAAGGAUUACUUUGACACGUACUCCUAUUCGGAAAUCAUAAAGGAUGCAGACUUUAAGAAUUAUCUGAGUAUGAAGAACUACAAUGAUAUCUUGGAGUACCUACAGGCGGAAAGCGUGACGGGAAGUGCAGUGAAUACGCUCAAGUCGAGGAAAUCAAUGGAUGCCACAUUGACACGUACACGUGGCUCACGUGGGGACUAUCGGUCCAUGAAGAAGAAUAGUACGCUCAAUAAUACGAGAAACAAUCAUGCUUACGAAGAUGUUGAGUUGCGGAAGUAUGCAACGCUGGAGUCAACUGUUGCACGGCGUGGACGCUACAAGACAAUGAAUGAGAGCUACACGCUCAGGAGGCAACCAAAACCAAUCCCAAAAGUCAAUCAGGAUGCCCUCAAGGCUAGAGAUGCCAACAUCAACGACCACUACUCGACAUUCCCAACGCAGUCAAAGGUGAAGAAUAAGAACUUCACGCACAGCCUCAAACGCAUCAAGAAUGUCUUCAAUACGGACAAGCAGAAGGCAACAAGCUGCACAAACAUCCAGUCCCCAAAGGACAACGUCUACAAGGAGAAUAUCUUCAAGUAUCACGAUAAGAAUUGCUCCUACGCACGGAGUUACUGCGAAAUUAUAAACUUCUGCCAGAAGUUCUUCACUGAAGCAAGUAGCAGGAAGAAGAACCUCCCAUACUGCCGUAAGAAGUUCUCCGAAAGUGACUACAAUCACGUCAUUGGAGCUUUCAUCAAGUCCAAAGGAUACACGAGCACCAAGGAGUACGUUGAGGUGAAAUUCGGGAAAAUUCUCAAUCGUGCUCUGAAGUCCAAUGCUAUCUUCACAAAGCCAAAAGGCGUUCGACGAACCCGGAGGAAUCCUGAGAAUGAACGCAAAGCAAUUCAGAGAUUCCUCUAUGAGGAUAUGUUUAAGACUUUUGACUACGUAAGUCGCUUCCCACCGCGAUCGGUUUGUAGUAGCUGUGGACAGCUCACGAGUAAGGAUGAGCUGUACAGGAAUACCGAUACGUGCUUCAAUAUCCGGUAUCAGGAUAGCAAUAUUGGGGAAACACUACGAAGAGGAGAGGCACGGAGGGAUGCAAGAAGGGAACAAUGGGACAAUGAUGAUGAUAUACCGGAAUUUUGCUACAAUCUCAACUACCAGCCUGAGGAAACGCGCCAUAGAAGGAGUCAUCAAGUGGAAUCAACGUGGAACAUGCCAGAUAGCUUGGAGGACUCUUCCGAGACUCUCUGUUCCAGUGAAAUGGCUGUAAAGCCCCUUUUAACUGAUUUGUUUUCUUUUUAAAUUUAAUUUCUAAGUUUUGCCUUUCUUUUGGGUUCUUUGCAGGGCUACCGGGAUCAGAUGCUAUCCGAAGAGAUGGCUGCUCUUGUUCCACCUGGUCUUCAGGGCAAA